Messenger RNA from Cicer arietinum (chickpea), 2204 nucleotides. Its product is annotated as glucose-6-phosphate 1-dehydrogenase, cytoplasmic isoform-like. Lineage: Eukaryota; Viridiplantae; Streptophyta; Magnoliopsida; Fabales; Fabaceae. Gene Ontology annotation, molecular function: glucose-6-phosphate dehydrogenase activity; NADP binding. Gene Ontology annotation, biological process: pentose-phosphate shunt, oxidative branch; glucose metabolic process. The record is from RefSeq and is a predicted model, not a curated record. Gene Ontology annotation, cellular component: cytosol.
UAAUUGCCAAUUGGGACAUACACUAAAAAAAAGACAAUAGUUUGGGUUACAAAGAGAAAUUGGGGGAAAAUUAAAAUUGGAUUGCAAUUUGCAACACCUUAGUGGACUUAAAUUGGUUGUGUCUCUAUCAACUAUUGACUCCAAAACGCUGAAGUUGUUCAACCACUUAACCAACUAUUCCAUUUUCGUAUCUUAAAAAAAAAAAGCUACUUAGGAUCCUGUUCUUUUCUGAAAUCAUCCAAUUUCUUACUCUUCCAAAGAUACAAGGUUUUGUGGAUUGUAUUGUAUUACAAGUUUUUUGGUAGUGCUAGAGGAUGGGAACAAGUGAUUGUUGGCAUUGUGAGCAAAGAUCUAGCUUAAAAGAUGAUUCUCCUCUAUCAGUAGAUAAUGAAAAUGGAUCUGAAACUGGUUCACUCUCAAUUGUUGUGCUUGGUGCUUCUGGUGAUCUUGCUAAGAAGAAGACAUUUCCAGCACUUUUCAACUUGUACAAGCAGGGAUUCCUACUAGCUAAUGAAGUUUGUAUUUUUGGCUAUGCAAGAACAAAAAUCUCUGAUGAAGAAUUGAGAAACCGCAUACACGGCUAUCUUGUUAAGGCCAAAGAUGCUUCCCCUGAACAGUUGGAGAUUGUAUCGAAGUUUUUGCAUCUGAUCAAAUAUGUAAGUGGCUCUUAUGAUUCUGAGGACGAUUUCCGUUUGUUGGAUAAAGAGAUUUCCAAGCAUGAAUCUAUAACGAAUACUGCAGAGGGCUCUUCUCGGCGGCUUUUCUAUCUUGCACUUCCUCCUUCAGUAUAUCCAUCGGUUAGCAAGAUGAUCAAGACUAGUUGCAUGAAUAAAUCUGAUCUUGGUGGUUGGACACGUGUUGUUGUCGAGAAGCCUUUUGGUAAGGAUCUAGAAUCUGCAGAGCAACUCAGCACCCAGAUUGGAGGGUUGUUCGAAGAACCCCAAAUUUAUCGUAUUGAUCAUUAUCUGGGAAAGGAAUUGGUGCAGAAUAUGUUGGUACUUCGUUUUGCAAAUCGCUUGUUCUUGCCUCUAUGGAACCGAGACAACAUUGCUAACGUGCAGAUAGUUUUUAAAGAAGAUUUUGGAACUGAAGGCCGGGGUGGAUAUUUUGACCAGUACGGAAUUAUCCGGGAUAUAAUUCAAAACCAUCUGCUGCAGAUUUUUUGCUUGGUUGCUAUGGAAAAGCCUGUUUCUCUCAGUCCUGAGCACAUUCGGGAUGAGAAAGUGAAGGUUCUUGAAUCUGUACUUCCUAUUGAAGAUGAUGAUGUUGUUCUGGGACAAUAUGAAGGCUAUAGAGAUGAUCCAACCGUACCUGACCAUUCAAACACUCCGACUUUUGCAACUGUUAUUCUGCGAGUACACAACGAAAGAUGGGAAGGUGUUCCUUUCAUACUAAAAGCUGGGAAAGCCCUAGGUUCAAGAAAAGCAGACAUACGAGUUCAGUUCAAGGAUGUUCCUGGUGAUAUUUUCAAGUGUCAGAAGCAGGGUAGAAAUGAGUUUGUUAUACGCCUGCAACCUUCAGAAGCUAUGUACAUGAAGCUUACGGUCAAGCAACCUGGACUGGAGAUGGCAACGAUUCAAAGUGAACUAGAUUUGUCAUACAUACAACGAUACCAGGGUGUUACCAUUCCAGAGGCCUAUGAGCGUCUAAUUCUCGACACAAUUAGAGGUGAUCAGCAACAUUUUGUUCGCCGAGACGAGUUAAAGGCAUCAUGGGAGAUAUUUACACCACUUUUGCACAGAAUUGAUAAAGGAGAAUUCAAAUCAAUCCCUUACAAACCUGGAAGCAGAGGUCCCGCAGAAGCUGAUGAAUUGUUGGAAAAAGCUGGAUAUGUUCAAACACAUGGUUAUAUAUGGAUUCCUCCUACUUUGUAAAAGGAUCAGUGUUAUGCAUUGUACUAGCUUACACUGUAUGAGGAUUUUCAGUUGCUUAUACUCAAUAAGCUUGAGAAGAUUACCUUGGAAUGGAACUGUGAUUUUCUCAUAUAAUAAACAAGGCUGUUAUUAUAUUAAGCUUUCAAAAUAAAUGUCAAGUCGUUCACUGGUUUGUGUAACUUUAUUAUCUUUCUAUGAUUGAAAAAGAAAUGGAAAGUAAAGUUCAUUCCUUUUAUGUAUAGUUUCUCUCCAUUUUUGCUUUGAUUGUAAAAACAAGCAAUACACAAACUCUUAUCAAAUAAGUUCUUAAUUGAACUGUUUUACCAUGUA